This is a messenger RNA of Tyto alba (common barn owl), 4419 nucleotides long. It is a transcript of the gene FYB1, whose product is annotated as FYN binding protein 1. Gene Ontology annotation, molecular function: lipid binding; protein binding. NCBI's taxonomy places the organism in Eukaryota, Metazoa, Chordata, Aves, Strigiformes, Tytonidae. The record is from RefSeq and is a predicted model, not a curated record. Gene Ontology annotation, cellular component: plasma membrane. Gene Ontology annotation, biological process: integrin-mediated signaling pathway; protein localization to plasma membrane; T cell receptor signaling pathway.
AACAUUUUUGACUCUAUCUACUACAGUACAUACUCUUUAGCAGACUUGUGGAGGCAGAGACCCAGAAACUAUGGAUGGCAAGGCAAAUGUGAAGUCCCUCAUGGCGAAAUUUAACACGGGUAGCAAUCCCACAGAGGAUGUUUCUGGUAACAACAGACCCUUCAAAGUCCCAGGACAACCUAUCCAUACAGGAUUACAGACGAGGAAAGCAGCACUUGAGAAAUUUGCAACUCAAGGAAAUGCAACUCCUCCUUCAGGACCCAGUACUUUUCACAAACCAACUCAUCCUAAGCCUCCUCUGGGGGUCAAGCCUUCAGUUGAUGAUAAAACAGAGAAGGAUCCAAAGCCCCCAUAUUUGAAACCAGUGGCACAAAAGUUUGGAGUUCAGCUUCAUGCAACCAACAGAGAAAAUGAUGGAAAAGCUGUAUGCACUAAACCCCCCCCUAAAACCAGUGAUGUGGCAAAAGAAGAGCCAAAGCCUCUGUAUCAAAAAUCUGCAGGGAACAAGUUCCUUAACUUUUCUCCUUGCGAGAAAGAAAAAAACCCUCUGGGAACAAAACCAAAUCCAAAUUUUGCACCACAGGAGAGUGAGGAAAAACCAGCAUCUUCAAAAGUAACUGGAAUUAAGGAAAAGUUCAUGUCUGCAACACAAGAAAAUGAGCCUAAACCUCCUUUGUCUAAACCAACUCUUGCACAGAAACCAUCUCUAAAUCAUGAGGUCUCCCACAACGAAGAUGUUUCUAAUAAAAAUGUUUUUCUUCCGAAAGGACUUAGACCAAAUAUUCACUCAUUUAAAGCAGCAAAGGAAAUGGAUGAAAAUAGUAAGUGUGCUGCAGAAGCCGCAGGCAGUCAUUUUUCUAACACGACUCUGAAGCCUACUGGCCACUGGUCCAGCACAUCUCAAGGCACCGCCAAAACCAUGGAGGAAAAGUCUGAAGAAAAGGGAAUGAGUGCUGCCAAGAACCUCUUUAUCAACAAAAUCAUCCAGGAAGAAUCGAGCUCUCCUAAGUUUCAUAAGACGAACACAGCACUUGGUGCAGGAAGGCCAUCAGGUGGAUCACAAGAAAAAGAGGACGGGGACGGGAGCUCAGGAACCCCCAGGCGGAAAGCCUUGCCCCCUCUGUUCAAGCUGGGCCAGCCCCCACAGAAGCCCUGCAGACCUCCCAGCGUGGACCUGGAAAGGUUCCGGCAGAGCAGCUCAAAAGACAGCUCUAAAAAUGAAGGUUUGAAACAGAUAGCACCCUCCUCAGCAGCACUCUCCCCACCUGUACCUCCACCACACUCUGCUGCACAGCUGCCACCUCCUCCACCAGCCUCUCACCCGUCCCUGCAGUUCCCAGCAGCUCCCAGCCUGCCUCCCAGAAAUGUCAAGCCCAACACUGAAACAAUAAGUCCAGACAAUGAAGAAAAUUAUGACGAUGUUGAAUUCGUUUCACAGGGUCAUGGAAAUACAGAGGGGGGCCAAGAAAGUGAUGGAGAGAUGUAUGAAGACAUAAAUGACAUCAGAUCAUCAAGGGGAAAAGAGAAGAAGUGGGACAAGGAAGAAAAGAGAAGAAUGGACCAAGAGAAGAAAGAACAAAAGGAAAAAGAAAAGAAAGAGCAGGAAAUAAGGAAGAAGUUCAAAUUAACGGGACCCAUCCAAGUCCUUCAUCAGGCACGAGCUUGUGUUGACCACAAGGGCGGGAAGAAUGAGUUGACUUUCAAACAAGGGGAUGAGAUUGAAAUAAUUCGCCUCAGAGACAACCCAGAAGGAAAGUGGCUGGGCAGGAUAAAAGGAUGUUAUGGAUACAUUAAAACAACUAUGGUGGAGAUUGAUUAUGAUUCUUUAAGAAGAAAGCAACAAACAUCUACCAGAACUCCUGUCAAACAUCUGGAGAGUGAACAAGAAGUGUAUGAUGAUGUUGGAGAGCAGGACAGUAUUAGCAGUGAGAGUGGUGAUCGAAGUGGAGCUGGAAAGAUGUUCCCACCUCCUCCUUCCGAUCAAGAGAUUUAUGAUGGGAUUGAUGAAGAAGCUGCUGUAACUAGGUCUGUAUCGCAGGAUGAAGAUAAGAAUAUCUGGUCCUGGGGAAUCUUGAAGAGGCUAAAGGUCAGAGAUGACAAAAAGAAAAGUAUACGAGAAAAAACAACCAAAGUCAAUGGGUCAGAAGAUAAUGGAGAUUUGUUCAUGUCUUCUUCAACAACGCAGUUUAGAAAAGAUUGUGAAGACAAUGAUGUUUAUGACGACGUAGAUUCUUCAGACUUCCCUCCACCACCGUCUGAACUCAAGCAAGUGAAAAUGGGAAUUACUCCCCUGAUUAGAAAUGUUUCAUCAAAAUCAGCAAGCCACGGAAAACAUGUAUCAGAUGAAAAAAAUGCACAAAAGCUUAAAAAGAUGGAAAGAGAAGAGAAAGAGUUCAGAAAAAAGUUUAAAUUUGAAGGUGAAAAAGUUCUUUAUUCUACCACCACAGUCAAGGAUUUGCCCCAGAGAAGAUGGGGAUCUAAAGAUUUACAAAUUAAACCAGGGGAGUGUCUCGAAAUUAUAGAAAGUACAAAUGAUACCAAGGUCCUGUGCAGGAAUGAAGAAGGAAAAUAUGGCUAUGUUCUGAGAAGCAAUUUAGUUGAGAAUGAUGGAGAGAUUUAUGAUGAUAUCGGCGACGAUUGCAUCUAUGAUAAUGACUGAUACAGAAUUCUAUGCAAGUAAGAGCAAGUAAGAGCUUCAUUGAAGAUCAAAAUCUUUUUCGGAUUUCCUAAUUGUGAAAGCAAGAAAAGUCACUAAAGCUGAUUACAAGUUAAUUGGUUACACUCUUCUAAAUGUACAAUUAACCUUUUUUAAGAUUUCAGGAUUUUGUCACGGCUUGCUUUGUAUAACAUUCCUAUUACCAUUUAUCUGAGCAAUUAAAUUUCAGAGAAUAUGAGCUAAAGUUAAAAUUAUAAUUUUCCACUUCCUUUCCACAUUUGUCACAGUCCAAUUAGUUACACUCAAAGAGGCCAGUUCAGGUCUAUACAGAGGACAACAAACCCUGGGAACAGGUUUUACUCUGGCUCUGCUCUUUUAAAUACCAGAGACUGCCACUCUGGGGAGGACAGUAGCCUGAAAAGAAAUGCUUCCUUUAGUGAUAACAUCCUGUUGUGAAAACAGGAAAUCAAAAGUGGGCAUCAGAGAAGACAAUAUAUUGCUGACCUGCCAUUCCAACUGCAAUAGCAUUAGCUACACUGACAUGUACAGCCAUGUACCGUUAUCGCUGAAAUUUCUUUUUCUAUAUUGUACCGAUAGAAUACUGUUUUCUAAAAUUUAUUUGACCAUUUUGCAUGUACUUUUUGAAAAACAUUAAUAGUAAAAUAGUAACAAUGUUAUAUGUAUUACAUACAGCACUCUGAGAUACAAGAUGAAUCUAUUUUAUAGUAUUGUGUUGCUGAAAAUAUAUUCAGAACAUUUAGGUUAAGAAUUAAUUUCUGUUUAUUUUGAAGAUAUGUUGUUGUCACUAUAGUAAUUUAGGCAUUAGAAUGGACUUAUAAACUGAUGAUAAACUGGUUGGAAAUCACUUCUAGACUAAAUAUACAUGUAGAUUUAUUACACCGUUUCGAUAAUAUAUUUUCCUUCUAAGUACUGUAUUUUGAACUAGACUUGGCUAAAUGAGAGUAUAGGAAUUAAACAUUUCCAUUCCUAUCCAUUGUAGAAACAACGUUUAUUCCAAAAGAUCAUUGGUAGUGCUGUUCUUUGAAUGAGCAAGUAGCAAAUCAAAGUAAAAUGAACACAUGAAUCGUAAUAAUAUCACUUUGCACUUACAUAUCAGAACUUACUGUAAACUAAAUAACAUUUACAGCAAGCUCCCAGUAAAGAGGGUGAGCAUGUGCAGAAAAUGAAACACGUAUUUGUAAUGUGUGAUGCUUUUGCUAUAGUACAAGAUAAUCAAAAACCUGCAACAACCAAUGUGGCUGGACCAGUGUGAGCAACUCCUCUUGAUUAUCAAGUCUCCUAUAAUCCUCAAGGGAAGUAAGGUACACUGUACAAACCAGAGCAAUGCAACAAGCUGGCAAGUUUAGCUUAUGAACAUGAAAACAUUUUGACUCUGUUGAAGUCACUAAUUUUUGGUCUUACCUUCGGCAGAGCUGAGAUUUCAUCUUACACAAGUGCCUUUCACUGAUGGUUCAAAAUACAGUAAAUCUUUAAGGAGGUAUAAUGUUAUGGGGAUAUCAAACAUAAAAUUAACUGUAGAGAUGAUAGCCUAUAAGCUAUUUUAUACUAUAUUUAAAAUCACUGAUAAUACACUGAAAAGUAUAUGCUAUAUGCAAACUUGAGUUUCCUGUUCUAUAUUUGCUAUUCAGCCAGCAUCCAGGCAUACAAAUACCAAUUUUAUGUCUAAACAUCAACACCAACACCCAAAUUUAAGACAUGACCUUGUAUAUUAAACACAAUAAAUGUGUCUGGCUAUUUGGCUA